Messenger RNA from Tripterygium wilfordii, 614 nucleotides. RefSeq names its product NADH dehydrogenase [ubiquinone] iron-sulfur protein 5-B. Lineage: Eukaryota; Viridiplantae; Streptophyta; Magnoliopsida; Celastrales; Celastraceae. The transcript has 2 exons. The record is from RefSeq and is a predicted model, not a curated record. Gene Ontology annotation, biological process: mitochondrial respiratory chain complex I assembly. Bases 70 to 321 code for a protein of 83 amino acids.
UUCGCAGCUAAAUUCGUCAAACAAAACAGAAGCAUGAGGCCAUUCAUCCAUUGACGGAGAGAGCGAGCGAUGGCGUCCGGUUGGGGAAUAUCGGGAAACAAAGGCAGAUGCUACGAUUUCUGGAUAGACUUCAGCGAGUGCAUGUCUCGUUGCCGUGAACCCAAGGACUGUGUUCUCCUCCGUGAAGACUACCUCGAGUGCCUCCACCACUCCAAAGAGUUUCAACGAAGAAAUCGUAUUUACAAGGAAGAGCAGCGUAAACUUAGAGCAGCUACACGGAAGGGCACGGAAAGUGGAGAUGGUAUUGAUAAACACCAUUAGCGGUAAUCAAUUACCUUUCAAAAGUUCUACUAAUAAAAAUUCUUUGAAGAUAUUGUAUUUGUCUGGACUCGUAUUUUGAUUUGUUCAAGUGACAUUAUUUUUUGUUUACCCUGUGAUGGAUGUGGGUGGUUUUGGUUUGUGCAAUAAUGUUGUAAACGUCAAUAACCUCUACUUGUGUAGCCGUAUUUGCUACUCGAGUCUUGGUAUUUGCCUUGUUAAGCCAAGUACACAACAUUUCUAGACUAAUAUUUGGAACCUCUUCAGAUAUCAUUUUAUUUCAGGUUGUCAGGCUA